Molecule: messenger RNA, 1472 nt
Organism: Branchiostoma belcheri (Belcher's lancelet)
Lineage: Eukaryota; Metazoa; Chordata; Leptocardii; Amphioxiformes; Branchiostomatidae
Product: zinc finger protein 239-like
Exons: 3
Coding region: 148-1215 (355 amino acids)
Cellular component (GO): nucleus
Source: RefSeq, a predicted model, not a curated record
UCAUCCACCCACCCUUAGGCCAUGCCCUACAUAAAUGCAUGACUGACUCUGUUCCAGUCAGUACUGACUCUGCAGCCGUGAGGAUCUGUGUCGUUGUGAAAACAUUGUGCAGUACUUUGGGAGCGUCCGUGCAUCUUGGAUCAGAACAUGGCCGCAAGAGCUUCAUCUCAUUUGAACGAAGAGGAGGGAGAGACUGAAUGUGGAGAGCAGGAUUUUCCACGUGCCUACAAGUGCAGCCAGUGUGACAAGGAGUUUCGUUACCCGAGCGUUCUGAAGCGACACAUGCAGACUCACACAGGCGAGAAACCGCACAGAUGUGAGGAGUGUGGGGGGCAGUUCACGGUGUUGGGUAGUCUGAAGACACACAUGCAGACUCAUCACACAGGUGAGAAACCCUACAGGUGUAAAGAGUGCAGUCUACAGUUCCUUUACCCAUGCCUUCUGAAGCGACACAUGCAGACUCACACAGGCGAGAAACCACACAGAUGUGAGGAGUGUGGGGGGCAGUUCACUGUGCUGGGUAGUCUGAAGACACACAUGCGGACUCACACAGGUGACAAACCGUACAGGUGUAAAGAGUGCAGUCAACAGUUCAGCAGGCUGGGUCCACUGAAGGAACACAUGCGAACUCACACAGGUGAGAGACCGUACAGGUGUGAGGAGUGCGGCAGCCAGUUUACUAGACUGACACAUCUAAAGAGGCACAUGCGGAUUCACACCGAUGAGAAAGAAUAUCAAUGUGAGGAAUGUAGCAGGUGGUUUAAUACAAUGUACAAUCUGGAGAAACACAUACGGACUCACACUGGCGAGAAACCAUACAGGUGUGAGGAAUGCAACGUGCAGUUCAGUCAGUCGGAUAUUCUGAAGACCCACAUGCGGACUCACACAGGUGAGAAACCGUACAAGUGUGAGGAGUGCGGCAGGCAAUGCAUCACGCUGAGUAAUCUGAAGAAGCACAUGCGGACUCACACUGGUGAGAAACCGUACAAGUGUGACGAGUGUAGCAGGCAGUUUACUCAGUUGUCAACUCUUAAGACACACAAGCGGACUCACACUGGUGAGAAACCGUACAAGUGUGACAAGUGUAGCAGGCAGUUUACUCAGUUGUCAAAUCUUAACAUACACAUGCGGACUCACCAUGAGAAACCAUGCAUAAUCGAUGUGAGAAGUGGAUUGGAGCAGACAGUUCAGUCAGCAGCUCAGUUUUGUUCGUAGUUUUGAGUAUCAUUUGAGUCAGUAGUGAGUUUUGUAGAUCCCUUUUAGCAAGGUGACCUCUUAUUAUUAUUAUUUACCUUUUUAAAAGUAAUGUACUCUCUGCAUGACUCCAUUGUAAAAUUUUAAAAUGCUCCGUAGCCCGAACUAGAAGUCGUGUGUAAAUGCGACUAUGAAUUGUUUAGACACUAGUUACAAUUGGUACUCUCUACAUGACUCCAAAUGUAAAAUCAUGAAUGCAUGCUUCUCAGCCCGUCAAU